Molecule: messenger RNA, 393 nt
Organism: Danio rerio (zebrafish)
Lineage: Eukaryota; Metazoa; Chordata; Actinopteri; Cypriniformes; Danionidae
Gene: fbxo46
Product: F-box protein 46
Biological process (GO): intracellular signal transduction
Source: RefSeq, marked provisional
UGCAGCUGCUUGUCAACAAAAUGGCCUUCCUCAAUUGCUUUUCGAGGACCUACUGACUACUUCUGUUUUGGUAAAACAGUACUGAUAUCUGGUUGAACAAUAGAGGCGAGCAUUCUUUUUUUUUUUAAAACACAGCAUUUGUCAAUUCAUUGCUGUGUUCAUAAAAGACAGACACUGUUGGUCUGUCCACAUGAAUGUUAUGGUUUUUGGUUUUAUUCUCGAGUUAGCUUAACAGGAGCUAACAGUCUACCUGCAAACCCCCAUCGACCUCAGCUUUCAUCGGUGUGAUUGUUUUUAAAACCCCGCAGUGAAAUUUGAACAACUGCUGGUUGAAAUUCAACAGAGUAACCCCUUUUUUGGUUACAAAAGUAACGCUGUCAAAAUGAGAACAAG